This is a messenger RNA of Cephus cinctus (wheat stem sawfly), 897 nucleotides long. RefSeq names its product male-enhanced antigen 1. The transcript has 4 exons. Lineage: Eukaryota; Metazoa; Arthropoda; Insecta; Hymenoptera; Cephidae. The coding region runs from base 204 to 665 and encodes 153 amino acids. The record is from RefSeq and is a predicted model, not a curated record. Gene Ontology annotation, biological process: spermatogenesis.
UGUGGCGUCCAUAAAGUAAAUCAGCUGGUUAAUGUCAGACGCGAAUGUUUACAAAUAUUUUAUGAUCUCGAUGUAAUCGUACUGGUUUGUCAAAUUGUGUUGGCACUUUGUAUAUGUAAUAAAAAUAUCGUUCCUAAUUGGGCUCAAGAACGAAGAAUACGUUAAAAAUAUGUAAGAGUAUAUUUUUUUAAUUGUAAAAGACAAUGUCUCCAGAACCAUCCCAGGAACCUAUGAAAGAAAAUCUUAAUGCUCCUAACCUCUCAUUGGGUGUAAGAGCCAUGAAUGAAUCAGACAGUGAGGAUGAAGAUAUUGGAGCAGCUGGUUAUAUGCCACUGUCCCAAGUACCGGCUGACAGUGAUCCAAUGUUAGAUGAUGAAGAUGAGGAGUGGAUUUCAGCACCAGUAAACUCAAAUGAAAUACUUCCAGGGAGUUCAGUUGAUGAGCCACAGGAGCCUUCUUUUGAAACAUUACAAGUCUGGUCUUCUUCAUGCGAUCGAUCUAAUAUUGAUUUAGAUGCUGACAAGAUCAAUCAAGUAAAAUCUGCUAUGGCAUCUUUUACUCUACCGACCACUGCAAUUCCAGAGUGGGCUAACACAGUCUCCGAAGAGCAGUGGAAGCAGCAACUGAUUGAUAGGAUUAAGGAAAUGCAAAACAGAGAUAAUUAGAUCAAUUAAAGCAAAUAUUAUCUGGUUAUAAAGUUAAAUACCAUUGGAUUAAGAAUCAAAGCAUCGUUGAUAAACUUCCAACACUCAAACAUUAUAGUUCAUAACAAAAUAUUAUGCAUUAAUAACAUUUUACAACAUCAUACAUAUAUAGUAUGCAUUAUUUUCGAUAAUAUUAUUAGGAAAGAUGUAUAAGAUUAUUUAUUUGUUUAAGAAUAAAGUUAUUUGCAUCAAA